AUGUCGCUCAUCAUACGCAGGUUCAACUCGACGAGCCCACAGGAUAAGAAAGCCGAGGCCGCGAGGCUCGCGAUCCAAUCGCUAAAGGACGUAUCCCUGCUUCUUUCCCCCCACUCCCCAUCCUCAUCGGAUGAUCCCGCGACGCAGCCGAUUGACACGGCGCCCAUUUACGCUGACCCGACGUUGUUCCCGCAUUUGAGCAUGUUGCACCAGGGCCAAGUCACGCUGGAGCUCCAGCGCAAGUUCGAUGGCAAGUGGAAGAACUUGCGUUUGGAGGAUAAGAGGUUGGCGUACUAUAUCGGGUUUGGGAAUUGGGGCGUACGGGAGAAGUUCGAUAAUUGGUCUGCGAUGCUGGCGCCGUUGGAUUUGCCGUUCACUACGUCUGCUCCCGUUGCGAAUGGUGUGGGGGGAAAUAGGGGGGAGGUGAGGAGGGUGAGGAGGUUGGAGGAGAGGAAGUUGGGGGAGACGCCGGUGAGGAAGGCCCAGUUUGACACUAGACGGAUGGAUGGCGCGUCCAAGGUUGUGGUGUUUUUGGUGGUUAUGGUUGCGAUGGUUGCGGUAUACCGGGAUAAGAACGUGGGCGAGAGGGGCAAGCCGCAGCCGGUUGUGAUUGUUGAUCCGUAUGAGGUUGAGCGUCGGGAGGCGGAGGAAAGAAAGUGGCAGGAGGAAAGGGCGAGGGUGGAGGCAGAGGAACGGAGGAAAAAUGGACGCAAAUGGUACUACCUCUGGUUGAAAUAG
Lodderomyces beijingensis is the source of this 738-nucleotide messenger RNA. NCBI's taxonomy places the organism in Eukaryota, Fungi, Ascomycota, Pichiomycetes, Serinales, Debaryomycetaceae. The record is from the annotation of a GenBank genome assembly.